Messenger RNA from Fusarium sp. VM40, 198 nucleotides. The record is from the annotation of a GenBank genome assembly. NCBI's taxonomy places the organism in Eukaryota, Fungi, Ascomycota, Sordariomycetes, Hypocreales, Nectriaceae.
AUGGGUUGCUUCAUCCCCCGAAACCAACUACCUUUCACUCUCCAUUCUAGACUCCUUCACGAGACUGGGACUGGGACUGAGACUGAGACUGAGACCAAAGACCCGUCUUCUCUGUUCCCAGUCAAGAAAUGGGGCCCGAACUCUCGAUUCAGCCGGGAAGGAAACAGGCAAAGCAUCUACGCCCGGGCCAGCUCAUAG